AAAAAAAGCUCUCUUUUUUUCUUCUCUACUCUGUCCCGCCGCCGAAGCUGAACCACACACAGCAUCCCCACCGGCGACGAAUAGUUUUUUUAUUCAACCAACAUGGACGUAUCAGAGAGGAAUUUGGAUGGAGAGAACAGUGUAAGACGAAGGAGCAGAAAAAAAUCUAUGUCUGGGACUGCGAGUGGAGCACGAGAGCAUAAGGAGCAAUUGCAGAAACUUCAGGACAAGGAUCCAGAAUUUUAUGAGUUCUUGAAAGAGCAUGACAAGGAGUUGCUUCAAUUCAGUGAUGAUGAUGUAGAUGAAGAUGUGGGUACUGACACAGAAGAUGGAGACCUACAGCUAGAUGAGGAGGCUAGUGAGGAUGAGAUUCAAGAGAAGGAACAAAAAUCCUCUAAGGAAGUUAUAACUACUUCUAUGGUUGAUUUGUGGUGCAAAUCAAUUCAAGAAAGUGGGAGCUUGAGUGCGGUUCGUUCACUGAUGAGGGCUUUUAGGACAGCAUGUCACUAUGGUGAUGAUGGGGGGAAUGAAUCUAUGGCAAAGCUUAGUGUAAUGUCUAGCACUGUAUUCAACAAAAUAAUGUUGACUGUACUUACUGAAAUGGAUAGAAUACUAAGAAAUUUGUUGAAGCUUCCUGCUUCUGGUGGAAAGAAAGAGACCAUAACAGAUUUAGUGGCCACAAAGCAUUGGAAGAGUCAUGGCCAUUUAGUAAAGUCUUACCUUGGAAAUGCUCUCCAUGUUUUGAACCAAAUGACUGACACAGAAAUGAUAUCAUUUACUUUACGUCGGCUGAAAUAUUCUUUGUUGUUCUUGGCUGCUUUUCCUUCACUCCUAAGGAAAUACAUUAAGGUGGUCCUUCAUUUCUGGGGUACUGGUGGAGGUGCCCUUCCGGUUGUUUCGUUUCUAUUUAUGAGAGAUUUAUGUAUCCGUAUUGGAUCUGGCUGCAUAGAUGAAUGCUUCAAAGGAAUAUAUAAAGCUUAUGUUUUGAAUUGCCACUUUGUAAAUGCUGUGAAACUUAAACAUAUCCGUUUUCUUGGAAAUUGUGUCAUUGAACUUCUUGGCGUGGAUCUUCCAACUGCAUAUCAACAUGCCUUCACUUACAUCCGGCAACUGGCUACAAUUUUAAGGGAGGCACUUAAUACAAAGACUAAGGAAUCUUUUCGGAAGGUUUAUGAAUGGAAAUUCAUAAACUGCCUUGAACUUUGGACUGGGGCUAUCUGUGCCUACAGUUCAGAGUCUGACUUUAAGCAACUUGCAUAUCCAUUGACCCAAAUAAUUUCUGGGGUAGCCCGUCUAGUUCCCACGGCCAGAUAUUUUCCCCUUAGGUUGAGAUGUGUAAGAAUGCUGAACCAGAUUGCAGCUUCUACACAUUCUUUUAUACCAGUGUCUAUGCUUCUUUUGGACAUGCUGGAGAUGAAAGAAUUGAAUAGACCCCCUACAGGAGGUGUUGGCAAAGCUGUUGACUUACACAGUAUACUGAAGGUUAGCAAGCUGACCCUAAAGACACGAGCAUUUCAAGAGGCAUGUGUUAUUUCUGUGGUUGAAGAGCUUGCUGAACACUUGGCACAGUGGAGUUAUUCUGUUGCAUUCUUGGAGUUGUCUUUUAUUCCACUUGUGAGGUUGCGUAGCUUUUGCAAAUCGACCAAAGUUGAGAGGUUUCGAAAAGAAAUGAGGCAGCUUAUACGCCAGAUUGAGGCUAGUUCUGACUAUGUGAAUGGAAAGCGCCUGUCAAUUUCCUUUUUUCCUAAUGACCCUGCAGCAGCAUCUUUCCUUGAGGAUGAAAAAAAGUCAGCUUCUAGUGCACUUUCAAAGUAUGUCAUGACACUCCGCCAGAGAGCAGAGCAAAAAAAUAAUUCAUUGAUGGAAUCCAGUGUUCUUGUGGGAGAAGAAUCCUCUAAAUUUGGGAAUGAAAUAUCGGAAAGUGACGAAGAGGAUGCGAGAAAGAAUGUGGAUGGUGCCGUGGUCUUUAGUUCAUCCUGGUUACCUGGAAAUGACUCUAAGAUUAAACAACCUACAGAAACAAAACGAAAGAGGAAAAAGCAGCGGAAAGAGAAAGCCAUUGAUGACGAUGUUGUGGAGGACUUAGUACUUAGUUCGGACGAAGAUGUGCCUCCAAGCCACAGCCCUUCUGCUAGGAAAAAUGACGACACAGAUGAUUCACCUCCAAAACAAAAACGCAAGCAGGAGCACAGGACUAAAAGGUUGAAAAAAAAAUUAAUCUCACCUUGACGGGAAAUAAUGAUAAUAUGACAUGUCUAGUUGGCGACCUCACUAUUCAAGAUUGAUACUUUUAGGUGGAAUGUGACAGAAAAGUUUUGAUAGUUUUAAUUUAACAAUCGUUUCAAUUUAAUUUUGUUUGGAAGCAGGAAAAA
Molecule: messenger RNA, 2372 nt
Organism: Glycine soja
Lineage: Eukaryota; Viridiplantae; Streptophyta; Magnoliopsida; Fabales; Fabaceae
Product: nucleolar complex protein 2 homolog
Exons: 11
Coding region: 103-2229 (708 amino acids)
Biological process (GO): ribosomal large subunit biogenesis
Cellular component (GO): nucleoplasm; Noc1p-Noc2p complex; nucleolus
Source: RefSeq, a predicted model, not a curated record